AUGCUUGGCCGUUGUGAGAGAAUCCAGCCUGCUGAAGCUCCAACAGUCCUAGAUAUAAAAGAGCCAUCAUGGAAGAAAAUCACAAAUGUGGUUAAGAUUACCAUACAAGGUCUACAAGAAGUGUCCAAAGCUUUUACGAAGAGGGCUGCUUUACACCGAAGGAGAAGGACGCAGGACGCAACAGGCAUUAAACAGUUCCGAACUAUCUCACUACUGAGUGUUGAAGGGAAGAUAUUCUUUUCCAUCCUAGCCAAGAGACUGACCACAUACCUGCUGGCCAACAACUAUGUUAACACCUCAGUGCAAAUGGGAGGCAUACCUGGUUUUUCUGGGUGUGUCGAACACACAAGUGCACUGCUACAUGAGGCAAGAAUCAAUCAGAGAGACCUGACUGUAAUAUGGCUGGAUUUGGCCAAUGCAUAUGGCUCUAUACCCCACCGUCUCAUUGAUGCGGCACUGACACACUCCCACAUCCCGGAACAUGUGCACAAGCUAGUCACCAAUUAUCUCGGCAACAUACAGAUGAAGUUCUCCUUUAACAGCUUUACAGCUUCAUGGAUCCAGUUGGAGAAGGGUAUAGUCACAGGCUGCACAAUCUCUGUUGUCUUGUUUGUGAUGGGCAUGAACAUGAUCAUAAAGGCAGCAGAAAGGGAGUCGAGGGGUCCCAAAACAAGCUCUGGAAUUCGUCUGCCUUCAAACAGGGGAUUCAUAGUCGACAUGACAGUCACCACCGAGACACAUAUGCAAGCAAUGUGGAUUCUGAGAGCUCUGGAUGAGACUGCAACAUGGGCCCAAAUGACGUUCAAGCCAAAAAAGUCCAGAUGCUUGGCGAUAAAGAAGGGGAAAGUCACUGAUAGAUUCAAAUUGGAAAUACAGGGGGAAGAAAUCCCAUUCCUGGUCAACAACCCUAUCAAGUGCCUUGUCAAGUGGUUUGAUUCUACACUCGCUAAAAUGGGUAACCAAGAGAGAUUGAGGAAGCAGGUACAAGAUGGUCUCCAGAAGAUAAGUAAGACUGAGCUUCCUUGGAAAUUCAAAGCCUGGAUGUUUCAGCUCGGCCUGCUUCCAACACUUGUAUGGUCACUUAUGGUGUAUGAAGUACCAAUCAGCCUAAUCGAGACGCUAGAGCAAACUGUUAGCAAGUAUCUCAAGAGGUGGCUCGGCUUACCGCCAUCUUUCACCAACAUAGGGCUGUAUGGCAAGUCGACAAAACUUCAGUUGCCAUUAACUGCGCUAACAGAGGGGUAUAAGGUGACAAAAGCAAGACUCCUGCUCACCCUGAGGGAUUCCGCAGAUGAGAAGAUAAGCAAAGCGGGCAUAGACGUCAGAACAGGAUAA
Mercenaria mercenaria is the source of this 1335-nucleotide messenger RNA. RefSeq lists its product as uncharacterized. Bases 1 to 1335 code for a protein of 444 amino acids. The record is from RefSeq and is a predicted model, not a curated record. The transcript has 2 exons. Lineage: Eukaryota; Metazoa; Mollusca; Bivalvia; Venerida; Veneridae.